AUGGGAGUUAAAAAUCUGUGGGACAUUUUAGAAUCUUGCAAGAAAACACUUCCUCUUCAACAUCUCCAGAACAAGAGGGUGUGCAUAGAUCUAUCAUGUUGGAUGGUUCAACUUCACAAUGUUAACAAAUCACACUGUUCUAUGAAAGAUAAGCUUUACCUCAAGGGUUUAUUUCACCGAAUUAGGGCUCUCAUUGCCUUGAAUUGUAGCCUCAUCUUUGUUACAGAUGGAUCAAUUCCAGGCAUCAAAGUAUCCACAUAUAGACGGCGGUUGCACUUGAACAACGAGGGCACUCGAGAAGAAUCUUCUUUAAACAAAAAUGCUUCGCUUCAGAGGAAUAUGGGCUCUGAGUUCUCAUGUAUGAUAAAAGAGGCCAAGAUUCUUGGCUCGGCACUGGGGGUUCCAUGUUUAGACGGAAUCGAGGAAGGUGAAGCUCAAUGUGCAUUGUUGGACUCGGAGUCAUUAUGCGAUGGGUGUUUCUCUUCAGACUCAGAUAUCUUUCUUUUUGGAGCAAGAACAGUUUACAGAGACAUUUGCCUUGGGGAAGGUGGUUAUGUUGUUUGUUAUGAAAUGGAUGACAUCAAGAAAAAACUUGGAUUCGGAAGAAACUCGUUGAUUGCUUUGGCCAUCCUUCUUGGUUGUGAUUACUUGUCGGGUGUCCAUGGGCUCGGUCCAGAUUCGGCAUGCCAGAUCGUUAAAUCUUUGGGGGAAGCUGCUGUUCUUCAAAGAAUCGCAUCAGAAGAGUUGUCACUUCUAAAGAAGGCAAUUUGUUCCAAGAAACGGAAUCAAGUACUUGGGUGCAACAAUAAAGAGAACAUCCCACCUCAUGAAUCAAACGGUAAUGGACAUAAAAGUAAUUUACCAAGGAAUUGUGAGUUUCUAGAAGUGAUGGAUGCAUACCUCAAACCAAAAUGCCAUUCAGCUGAUUCUCAAAUGGUACACAGGGUUCUUGGUAUGCAUCCAUUUCAUCGUCCCAUGCUUCAGCAGAUAUGUGCUCGAUUUUUUGAGUGGCCUCCAGAAAGAACAGAUGAGUAUAUACUUCCAAAGAUUGCCGAAAGAGACUUGAGACGAUUUGCAAAUCUGCGUUUCACUUCUUCUCACUUAGGAGUUCGGCUUCCAUUAGACAAGAUACCAGUGAAGUGCCCGGUUUCUGGAAUUGUUAAGCGCCGGAAAGCUCAGGGAAAGGAGUGCUUCGAGGUUUUGUGGGAAGAAGUUGAUGGACUUACUAGCUCUAUCGUACCAGGUGAACUUGUUGAAAGUGCUUGCCCAGAAAAGAUAGUGGAGUUCGAAGAGAAAAUAGCAGAAAAGAAGAAGCCAAAACCACGUAAACCAAGACCAAAGCCAUCGGAAAGGAACAAAUCUCUUAGCGAAAUUGAUGUCAAACUCCAAGAACUUGUGCUUGAAAUUGAAGGUGCAAGCUCUUCUGCUCACACUUUUCGUUUACUCGACGAACCAAUGGUCAACACGAGGUUAAAUGGUGCAGAGAGUUUGUGUGCGAUUGAGACAGAAAUCGUGAAUCUGUCUACGCCUUUGGUUGUUCGGAAAUCAAAAGGGAAAGGUGAAACGGAGAUCAUUGAUCUCUCAAGCCCAUUUCCGGUUAAUGUGAUCGAGUUAAGUGAGUCGGAAACAGAUGUGUCGCCUGAACAUAUGAAAAAGGUUCGAGAACUUAGAUCAUUUGUAGCUAGCAUCAGGGAUGAAUUCUCUUAGAUUCACAAAUGAAUACCCGAACUUAUGGUUAACUAUUUGGAAUGUAUUUAUGGUAGAGUGUACCAUAGUCGUAGGUAGAUCAUGAAAGACGAAGCAAAUGAAGUUGUUCAUUUUGGUUUGUGAUCAGACCAAAAUCCAUGGACCCGAAAUCACUGGAGCAUAGGUUUCAACUUUCAAGCCUAACCGCUUUCAGAAGUGUAUCUAUUAGAUGCAGCA
Molecule: messenger RNA, 1923 nt
Organism: Cynara cardunculus var. scolymus (artichoke)
Lineage: Eukaryota; Viridiplantae; Streptophyta; Magnoliopsida; Asterales; Asteraceae
Product: flap endonuclease GEN-like 2
Exons: 14
Coding region: 1-1707 (568 amino acids)
Molecular function (GO): DNA binding; 5'-flap endonuclease activity
Source: RefSeq, a predicted model, not a curated record